AUGCAUAUUGAGAACAAGCUCGCCAAGAACAGAAGAACAGAUCCACUUCUCAGUCAACACAGAACAACCAACAAGUAUGGAGUCUACAAGCUUGAAAUCCCAAACGUCGAAGCAAUCGACUGUGUCGAUGAUGGCUCAUCUAUUAAAUCAAUGUGUCAAGCCAGUUUGAUCAAGUCCCCAGCUUCAACCUGCACAGCCUUCCUGGUCUCAGAACCACAGGAGACCAAAUCUCAGGGAAAUCUAGGCAGCAGAAUCUCUGCAUCUAGAACUUCAGUACCAUGA
Molecule: messenger RNA, 282 nt
Organism: Linum tenue
Lineage: Eukaryota; Viridiplantae; Streptophyta; Magnoliopsida; Malpighiales; Linaceae
Source: the annotation of a GenBank genome assembly